GACAUUUAAAAAGGGACGGAGGGAGUACGUCUUUUCUCCGGAAGGAAAAUUUUCCUUGAGUUGUAAGCAAAUGUAUGAGAUUUCCCUUGGAGUGGCUCGUGGCAUUGGAUAUUUGCAUCAGGGUUGUGACAUGCAGAUCCUGCAUUUUGAUAUAAAGCCCCAUAACAUUCUUCUUGAUGAGAAUUUCACUCCAAAAGUUUCUGAUUUUGGGCUAGCAAAAUUUUAUCCAACAGAUGAUGGCAUUGUGACAGUGACUGCAGCAAGAGGAACCUUGGGCUAUAUGGCUCCAGAAUUGUUCUACAAAAACAUCGAAGGUGUUUCCCAUAAAGCUGACAUUUAUAGUUAUGGAAUGUUGUUAAUGGAAAUGGCAGGCAAGAGAAGAAAUUGGAAUUUGUCAGCUAAUUCGAGCCAAAUUUUCUUCCCUUCAUGGGUUUAUGAACAAUUUGCAGAAGGAAAGAACAUACAAAUCGAAGAGACCACCGAGGAGGAGAGUGAGAUGGUAAAGAAGAUGAUGUUAGUAGCUUUACGGUGUAUACAAAUGCAGCCUAGUGAUCGUCCUUCCAUGCACAAAGUUGUCGAGAUGCUUGAAGGAAAUAUAGAAUUGCUUCACACACCUCCAAAGCCUUUUUUGUAUUCACAGGCUAUGCAGGCUGAGAAUAAUGAAAUCAACGAAAGGUUGUCUAAUCUUUCCGGUGCUUGUAUGGAUUCUCUCACUCGUGAUAUUAGUGGGCGCUAAGUUCUCAAGACCAAACAUUCUUCAGUUAGGGUUAAUGGUGCGUCCAUAUGAUUCGGAUUUGAUGGUUUUGAAAGACAAGAGUAUUAUUAACUUCAUGUAAGGUGCUUCUCUUCAUGGAUUAGAACUCGUAGGGGACUGCUUAGCAAAUCUUUUACCUUAGUUUCGGAUCAGACAAGAUGGACACUGACA
Molecule: messenger RNA, 925 nt
Organism: Rhododendron vialii
Lineage: Eukaryota; Viridiplantae; Streptophyta; Magnoliopsida; Ericales; Ericaceae
Product: rust resistance kinase Lr10-like
Exons: 1
Coding region: 71-736 (221 amino acids)
Biological process (GO): protein phosphorylation
Molecular function (GO): protein kinase activity; ATP binding
Source: RefSeq, a predicted model, not a curated record